Oikopleura dioica is the source of this 1101-nucleotide messenger RNA. Lineage: Eukaryota; Metazoa; Chordata; Appendicularia; Copelata; Oikopleuridae. The record is from the annotation of a GenBank genome assembly.
AUGACAAGAAAUGCGUCUGCCUUGGCCCACUACGCGCAUGAGCGUAAUCUCGACAGGAUUCCAGAUGAAGUGCGGCUAAAACGUUCAGAUCUCUAUGGAGACAAUCAAAACAUCGUCGGUCAGGGCGAUGAUUUCUCCUCGGCAUUUUCCGAUGGAUCGGUUCGUUCUGGGAUGCCAGAUGGAAAUGCUAUGCACUCGGUUUACGGCAACCGCCAGCCAUUCAUCGACCCCGUCCUCGAGCAACCCAGAGGAUGGAAUCAAGGAGGACAGAAUAACAUGGACGCUUUUAAUCAAUUCGGAGCUCCUUCGUUUGAACAAGGAUUGGCGAUCAUGCCAGAGAGAAAUCUACAAUCGAAUUUUCAUCAAGAACAGAUUAUGCAAGGGCAAAUGAUGCAAGAACAAAUUUAUCACCAAAACAGCGAGAUGAUGAAUUUCAGCAAUCAUCCGUCCCAAAAUGCGUCGCAACAAAUGCUGAUGCAGCAAAUGGUCGGAACUCAAGAACAACGUUUGAAUAUGCAUCUUCCAGGCCAAGCAGCUGUUUUUGUUCAGCAACAAGUUACAAGAUCAUCAAGUAAAGAAAUCACAACAGAAGAACUAAAAGAUAAGAAACCUUUGACAAAAGGAAUUUCGUUUCAUGAAACUGUCAAAGUCAAGGAAAUUCCAUCAGUCUCAAAAAGUGUUUCCGAGAGUUCAGAAGAGACAUCAGAAGAAUCUUCAGAAUCGAUAGAAGUGACACCGCCAAAGAAGGCCCAACCAAAAACGGAGCUAAAACGCACUCCUACUCAAAUUCUUAUGGACAUGAGAAAUAAUCGUGGGAAGAGAUGGAAGUCUGGUCUCUUCGGCUGUCUGAUAGACUCUUCUACGCUACUGACAGGGGUCGUCCCAUGUAUUCUAGGGAUAAAAAUAGCAACAAUUCUUGGUGAACCCUUUGGCUCAAUUUUAUGCUGCGGAGGAGUCGCGAGUAUGCGAACGAAAUUUAGGAUGCUUUUUGAUAUUCAAGGGACUUCUUGUUCAGACUGUCUCGUUUCCUACAUCUUCUGCCCAUGUGUGAUCUGCCAACUUGUGAAUGAAAUCGAAGCUUUGCGCCGAGAAAACAGAUAA